Molecule: messenger RNA, 32892 nt
Organism: Orbicella faveolata
Lineage: Eukaryota; Metazoa; Cnidaria; Anthozoa; Scleractinia; Merulinidae
Biological process (GO): neuron migration
Cellular component (GO): cytoplasmic vesicle; membrane
Molecular function (GO): calcium ion binding
Source: RefSeq, a predicted model, not a curated record
AUGUCUUCGGGUGACGAUGCAGGGAAGGGCGAUCAAAGCGAGUUUGCUUUCCGAGAGUUUAGCCGUUUAGACAUCCUUUUGAACUUGUCGCUGAUCCACAGAAAGCGUGCUCUCGAUAUCUCAAGAUAUCUAAUCGAAAUUGGGAAGACCACAAUAGAAACCGGCUUGAGAAUGGUACAAAUUCAUAGCGGGAACAAAACACAAACCGAGAACUUCAAAAGUACCGUGAAAAUCGGUAGGAGACUGAUUUCAGCCGGAAAGAAAAUCCUGGCUCGUGGGGAAAAAGUUCUCAAGGCAGUCCUGCACCCAGCUAGCGAAAAACCGCUCAAGGCACACGAGCCAAAUAUACCAACUACAAGAAUAUCAGACCUACAAGUCGUGACACCAGUGAUCAAGAUGAUAUCACUCUGCAGUCACGGACCCUCUUACUAUGGCGUUACUCUGUUGGGAGGAAUUCGCGCGGGACACUUUGUCAGUCACGGAAGAGUUGAUAACAUGCAAGCGUGUAUCAAAAAGUGCUGCGCGAAUCAAGAGUGCGAUUUGGCUUUCAUGGUGAAGGAAGACUGUUAUUCGGUUAUCUGCUAUCACAAAAGCUUGUGUCGAAGCGUCCGAGCGCAGCAUAUAAAGAAAUACAAACCUCGUAUUGCGCAUAUAUGGAGAGGGUCUAACAAAGAGAAGGAACGAGUGACUGGCCACUUCCGGUCGCAUCAGCCGUCACGGAAGCAUAUGAAAUCAACUGGGAAGGGAAAGUUAGCCAUAGUAAAGCACAAAGAUUUGAAGAGCGUGACUCGUGAUGUCAUGUCACGUCCAGUGUCACAGGAUCGGAUGAGGAAGACAAAGGCACGAAAACGAAAGAUGACUCAAGCUCAACACUACAGGGAAAAGGUAGCUCGGACGCAAAUCUCAGCUAAUGACUUUGAUUCUCAUCUUUCUUCAAGUAUGUCAAACUUUCAUUCUUCCACGGAUGAAAGAUCUCGUUUGAACGCAACGCAAGGCUUAACUCAGAAAAGUUAUUCAAGGAGUUCUCAAGGGCAAACUGCUUCUAAAACACUCGUGAUUAAACCUUCAACACCCAUAGAGUCAAGCAAGAAAGAUUCCCGAAUAAUAAAGGAAAGCAUAAAAGUUACCAGUUCUACGCGUCGAAGCCAUUCAUCGGGUCUUAAGGAAGCAAAUUUCACUAUACAUAAAGACACGACUUCUGAAAAAUACCCAGUAGAGAAGAAGAGCAACAACGCAUGCCCACACUCUCCUAUUGAGCAUAAUGUCGGACUCCGCCAUGGCUUGAAAACGGGUAAAUUUUCGUAUAUUGGAGAAUUGUUUGAAAUAGAAAAGUGUCUUGACGUGUGUUGCCACGAGCCAGACUGUGAUAUAGCUUUCAUGUUAGACCAGUCAUGCUAUAUGGUUAAUUGUACGACUGAAUCAGUGUGCCGUAGUGUCCCAUAUCAUCAACACCAGUACUCCACAAGGGCAGUUUUUGUUUUGAGACGCUUCAACAAACACAAAUCUGGCUUUGAUAGUAUUCAGCGCGUGGCAAGUCUUGGGAGAAGUACAAUGCCCACUUUGUCCUCACACAAAGCCUUCACGAAGGGUAGUGUUGUCACGCCCACUGUUGCACAGGCUACCAAUAUCGAGACAGAGCACAACAGCGCUAGUCCUUUGCAAGACUCUGACGUGGAAAACGGUCCAGAACUAUGGCAGGACGAAAAGAUAAAGAUUAACUUCACUGGAGCACAACACUCUACGCCAAAAGGCAACGAAUUCGACCUCGUGGAAAUCAAAAGCAACAAAAGUGCUGACGAAAAAUGGAAAAACGAGAAAAUCCGGGUUCAUCUUGUGAACGUGGAUAACGCGGAAAGUCGGCCGUCCUCCUUAAGGCAAAAGUCCAAUUUGACAUUAGAGCAUUCUGAUAGACUUAUAUCGGGUAAGAGCCAUGUUGAUGCGCGUAACAAGGUUCCUAAAACAAACUCAAAGCCACAUGUCUCGGUUACUUCCCACAAUUACUUGACAGAAAGCGAAGAGAAGUUGGAAAGUUCUUCAGAAAAGGAAAACGACGUUGGGAGAAAAGGAUCAAAUACUAACGAAUCAGCAGUUUAUCACAAACACUCGUUGAAAAUCAAAGUUGCUCUAGGCAGUGGGGACAGUUCACUUCAAGGUGAACCAGAUUAUUACAAGUCUCAAUCACAGACCAGCAAGUUCUUCGAUCCAUACGCUCACCAGAAUUCUGAAUUAGUUACGAAGACUGCGGAGAACAGUGGAAGAGCGGGGUCUGGAAUGAGUGGUAGUGCCGAGUUAGAGACCGGGAGCGUUUUCGACACAAGCUCCGCCCAGUACGAAACAGGUUCUAGCCUGUACGAGACAGGCUUUACAUUCGAUUCGUCUUCCGCAGAAUCAGCGUCCCAAAAUUGCUCCAGUUACUCUUACUAUAAUGUCACUUUACAAGGAGGUGUUCAAGCAGGAAAUUUUACGUUCGCCGGCCGAGUUUCGUCAAAGGAAGAUUGCGUGACUCGUUGCUGCUCAACCGUGGGUUGUGACUUGACUUUUAUGGUCCUGGAUAGGUGUUUUCUUGUUGAUUGUUACGGUGACGAUUUGUGCGAUGUCACGGAGGCAAGAAAUGCAGAUAAAUUUGAACCAGUGAUUUCUUACGUGAACCUGACAAUCAUAGACACGCUUGUUGAUAGAACGAUCGAAAACAGCGGUCUUAUGUCCAUAGAGAAGAAUGAUAACAGUUAUGUUAACCAGACGUCUAGCGAGAAAGAAGACCGUUCACAUGAUGUUGGAGAAAUUAAAACUGUAACAACUAACCGUGUGCAUAACACACCUUGGACUCACGACACGGUCUUACAAACUGACAUGCACCAAUCAGGUUGCCUUUAUAGUGCUCCAUUCCACAAUAUAUCAUUCCGUCAAGGGCGGCAAGCUGGGUUAUUUACAAAUCAUGGAAAUGCUAAAAACAUUUACGAAUGUUCUCAGUGGUGCUGUCAAUCGAAACACUGCGACGUGGCAUUCAUGCUAUCCAAGGACUGCUUUUUUGUACGUUGCCAUAGUAACAAAUCUUGUGACACAUUCACAAUCCAUGGUUCUAAGUUUAACCCGAGGAUGGUCUUGGUGAAAAAACAACCAGUUCAACUUGACGCUCAACGCGAGAACAGCACAAGAAAUACUUCAAAUGGGGUAACAAAUCAACCAGGUAGCUUUCAAUCAAGCGAAUUUAUCCCAACAAGAUCGGCGAUCUUCACAGUGAAUAAGUCAUCUGAUUAUUAUGGGUAUUUAAUCUCAAGUGCUUCAUUAAGUUUAUCAGCAGCAGAUCAACUGGCGGUACCAUACAGUCCCAUUGCUUCAAAAGCAGCAGGUUUGGAUGUAAAUUCACCUGUUGCAAGCGGUACCUCUGAGGAUGACACCAGUCCUGAGGCCACACAACCUGUUCAAAAAGAUGACCCAUCAAACUUCGUAGAGGUAAAAACGAACGGUUCGGAAUUUUGGUGGCAGUUCUACAAGCCAGAGGAUAUUAAUCUAAGCAAUUCAAGCUUCAAGGUCGAAUUGCCUGAUAUCAGCGAAAGCACGAGAAAUUAUGCAGCCAUUGCAUCAAGUAGAUCCGCUUCGCCAACGGUACGUGGUACUCAUUCUCACAACCAAGAGCAAGAAUUAUGUAACCGCGCUAAGAUUGUAAAUGGAGUGACACUGACAGGAGGUUACUAUGCAGGGAUAUUCAGCAUGCAGGAAAACGUCACGAGCAUGAAGCAGUGUAUCUCAAGAUGCUGUUGUCUAUCCAAGUGCAAUGUAGCUUUUAUGGUCAGUAAAAUUUGCUACGUGGUCCAGUGCUUCAGUAAUGAGAAAUGCACAACUGUCAAAGCUCAUUAUGCAAGGCGAUACCAUCCACAGGUAUCGUACGUUCGCCAAGGACCCAUAGACACUUCAAUGGAUGAGGUCAAACCUCAUGUGACCGAUCAUGACCUCGUUACUGAUAAGCUUCGUUGUGUAUUGGAUGACAUCAGUGGGGCGAAGUACACGGUACCGAAAGGAUCUGCGUUGGUGCACUCUUCAGCUCAAGAUUUGGGUGAUUGUGCAAAGCUCUGCUGUCAAACAAGAGGUUGUGAAGUUGCUUUAGUAGAUAGUGGUACUUGUUUCUCGUUGAACUGUCAUGGCAACCUCACAUGUCCAAACACGAACCUUUCACGUGAUGAGCAAUUUUUUUCACGUUCGGUAGUCGUGAUAAAGGACUUGCUCCAUUCACAAACGAAUUCAGAAGGCGUCGAGACCGAGGCCUGUGAUUUCAGUAAUGUCCUCCAUGAAGUCGUGCUGCGCGGCGGCUCGCAGUCUGGAAAGUUCAAAUACCUGAUCGAAGUAGAAAACAUGGACACUUGUAUCAGAGAAUGCUGCAGACAUAAAGUUUGUGACCUCGCUCUCAUGUUGAAGGACAACUGCUUCUUAGUGUCGUGUCACAAUGAGAUGUUGUGUGACCCGAUACCGUCCCGCUCCUCUGACUACCAUCCCCAGAUAGCCUACAAGAUCAAACAUGGGAAGCGACGGCAUAUUGAAAACCGGUCAAGAAGGGACAGAAAGAAUUCAGCUACAACCAAGCACAUACCUAAAGAUUCAAAAAAUAGUAAUGCAGAAAACGCUACGUUCACGAUGGGUAAAUUUUUCCCAGUAAGCACCGUUACAGUAAGGAACGGUCAUUCCAACGAGAGUGGAUUUGUUGACAUAGCCAACAACAGUAAAGCUGAUGAGGAGAUGACUUCUAACGACACGGUGCUAGUGUCUAAUGAAACAGAAACCGACAUCUUUGCCAACGAGACGACGCCGCAAUACGUUCUGAUGUCGCAACCAUUGUUGACUUUAAACGAUUCCAGGUCCGUUCUUGGGGGCAAGUCGACACUUGUCCAUAUGGAAAACAGUCUGAGUGUUAAGAAAACGGUGCUUCUUUCCCGGUCAGUGAAAAGCAACAAAACACGGACGUUUUCAACAGUGGCUCGGACCGCAGUAGUUGACCCAAGCGAGCUUACCAGCAUAGAAAUGCAAUCGAUGGAGAGGUUAAAGUCCUUAAAGGUGCUCUCUAACCAAACGUUUAAUACAGAGGCUGCAGAAACCGUCGAGCAAACAUCAAAGACCACCGAAGUGCAAUUACAGUCGGCAAUUUCGCAGGUUUUAUCCCCUGCCCCUUUACCUGAUUCCCCGCCGGUGCUCAAAUCUAGCGUUCACGUAAGUCAAGUUGUAACAAAUGACUUGAUUAAAACGCAGACCAGUAACGUCCAAACGGUAUCCAUGGAGAAUGGAAGCUCGUCUUUAAACUCUCAGAUGUUAACGAGUUUAGGGGUAUCGUCUGCUGUAACCUUAGAGAAUUCCAAUCAGGUGCAGACAUCUCAGGUAGAAACAAGUUCUUCAGAAAUAAAUGAAUUUUCUUCGCCAGCUAUAUCGGAUUUAAGUACUCCUCUUAACACUCCUGUAACCAAGCAAAAAUUAUCGUCAACACGAAAUGGGCUUGGGCCACUUAACCUUGUUUCUUCAAAUUUGUUAGUGGACCAACCUGGUCUAGCUUCCUUAUCUUUGAAAGCCUCCUCCAUCAGAAAAAGUAGUGGAUCAGAACAAAUAUCGCAAACAAUUCAUUCUAUCCUACCCGAAAUCUUCGAAACUGCUGGAAUCUCUUCAAGCGUAGUUAUUCUGGAUGAGAAAGAAAACCAAGCAAUCCUAUCGUCAGAAAUCUUAGAUCAAUUAGAGUCAACUGCGAACGUAUCGUGGGGAAGCUUCUCUUUAAGUUCAGGUGUGUCUUCGCCUACCAACGUUCUCUUUCGGAGUAGGGUAGACAGCCUUCCUCUGUCACGUUUAGAGACACCAACCAUCGCUCAAAGUAAAACAGAAAACUAUCUUCAAAGGUUCUCACUAGUCACUGAGUCGGUGCAACCCGGAACACAGACACUGAAGAAAACAGAAGGGUUCGGUCUUCAGAGCUUCAUUUUGACAACGACAGAGAUUGUGUCAAGUAUUAACAGUUAUAGCAGGUCCAGCCCGUCUAUAAUUGUUACCCAGGGAAACAAAACAGUACCAGCCACUGUCACGACCAUCUCCAAAAGUGAAGAGCCCAGUAUGAGUGCUAAUUUGCUCGAUCAACCAAACGUGACGGCUCAUGCAGAUGUGAAUUUGACUUCUCCAUCUGUGCCUGGGCGAUUCUCAAAACAAAGCCAAAAUGUUUAUCAGCGGAGAACAUUUCCCUUCGUCUUACCUACACCAUCAGCAACCGUUCAUGUUAUUACUGAGGAGCCUGUGAAUAACAAAGCGUCUUCCUCUCUGGGCAAUACACAGUCGAUUGAGUUUGCAACAGUGCAGGAGGAACGAGAUGAAAUCCCCGCACUCACGCCAAGACUAGCAGGACUUCCAAUUUUGUCAGACGUAUCUUCCAUUGAGAUCCAUUCUUCGACUUCUUUUGUUGGUGCCAGCAGCCCUGGAGUAUUAAAUGAGAACAACGAGAAAUCGAACGACGAGCUGAUUUCUGCAAAAUCAGACACUUUUGUUGCAGUGGGAUUGACGAGCCCACCAUUGAAAAGGGAACCACAGGCUGUUUUUUCAGAAAAGAUACAUUCAUCGACGUAUUGGAGCCCAACACCGACUGCUACAACAGAGACAUUCAUGGUAAAGGCGUUUUCAAACCCAGAACUGGCGAACAGUGCACGAAACGUGACACAAGUGACGUUUAAAGGUCAGAGCUCAAUAAAUCCCUUAAUCGAAGCAGAUGGUAGCGGUCUAGAAGCUGGUAGCGGUGAAAAGGCAUCUCCUGUAGUGAGAGUUCAGGGUACCCGAGAACUCGAUGAAGCGGAUACACUUUGGCAGUCUACACAGAAAGUCUCGUCAUUCAAACGGGAGGUAGCGCUGACAGUAGUAGCAAGCAGUUCAUCAUCGGUAGCAUCAUCGCAAUUUUCACGUACGAUACUUACACCAUCUUUACAGCAGGGUGUCGUAACCAACAUUGCAGCAGUAAAAACAUCUACGUUAUUGACACAUUUUAUACAGAAAAAGUCUAAUGUUGAACCAUCUGCCACGGAGAAGAAUAUCACUCAACUGUCUGCUACUGAGGGAAAGCAGGCUGCUACUAGGAAAAUUUCACAGCAAGAUAUUCCGGCUGAAUUUUCAGUUUUACACCAAGGGGCAGCUGGUUCCUCGUCCGAUGUGUCUCGUAACCAGAGUAGUGCGAUAUCGAAGUCCACAGAGACCAAUAAGCUUUUAUCUUCUGGCGUUUCACGGAAGCAAUAUCUCACUACACUUCCACUACAGGACUUACAAAUUCAAAAGCAAAUAUCAAAUGACGUUAUUGCAGCAUCAAGUACACUCAGCAUCACCAAAAGUUUACAGACCUUAAUGCCAGAAGAAACUUCCAGUUCAAAUGCAUCUUUAUAUAAACAGAAGACUAUCCCAGAGUCAACUGAUAGUUUUAAAACCUCCUCGGAGCCGUCACAGCAACAGAUGAUCAGUUUAGAAGGUUUGUUGAGUAUUUAUUCUCGUAAAACGACAACACUGUCGCUAUCACACAGCAGGCCAGCAAACACUUCAUCUACGGAAUUUCACUCUGGGCUGGUUUCCUUUCGUUCAACUGCAACGAAGAACAGUAUUGCUCUUCUUGCCGCAACUCACUCACAAGCUUCUGAGACACUUCAAGGUGUAGGAAAAAUGACGCCUUCACGCGUUUACAACGCAAAUAAUGAGAUAAAAAAGAGCGACGCUAGGGUACUGCUUGGAACGCCGUUUUUGCCACACAGCGUCAACACCGAGAACAUUAGAAAUUCCACCAAAGCCACUCCAAGUGUACUUGAACCCCAAUCCAGUGGGAGGUUUGUAACGAGAUCACUAACCAUAGCAUCGACAUCUGUACUAGAAAGUCUUGAAGACACGCUGGGAAAGUUGCAGGGGAAAGAAAAAGUAGUCCGUACGCUAGCCAGUGGAAUAGUUACAAGCCCUGUGUUUCACCAUGCUAUUCGCCACAUAGGAGAUUUACUGAAGAAUGAAACUGGAUUAGUGCAUUCGGUGUCUCGAAUUGAAAGCAUGUUGGGUCGUCUACAGAACCUCUUAGCACGUGAAACAAGAAACCACGUGAGAAACUCGGUUAACUUUUCGUUGCCCUUGGUAGAUACGGUACAGAAAGGCAAUAGCUCUAACGAAAUAUCCAAGCAAGUAGAUUCGAAACUUGAUGGCAUUUCAACGAAGCUAAAACGAAUAUCGUCAGUGCUCACUGAACUGCAGAUAAAGAAAAGAGAAAAAAAUAGCACUAUAGUUGAAAAGUCUCUUAUAGAACGACCGGGAAAUUUUACUACAGUCGACGAGAAGCACAACAGGCUUAUUGAGCUCUUAUUAAAGAGAUUUUCUAAAUUGGAAGCUCUGAUUCAAAGGAAUCGAGACUUUGUAAAUUUCAACACUUCUAAAACGCAAAGCAUCGAAUCAGUGAAUGGAACCUCCGGUACAAGUGGUCGUGUCGUUCAACAUAGCUCAUCAAAAGGCUCAAGCAGCAUAAUAAAAUCCAAGCAAGAAGCAUCGGCCAUGGUUUCAUCGUCGAAUGAAGCAACCCUUAGAAUUUCCAGUCCAGUAACAUCUCGGAGAGAUCAGAUAUUUACGAAUACCUUGCUUAGCUCCAAAGAAGUCGACAUGCAUCACACGUCGACUACAAUGAAAUCAACUAUUUCAAUUUCAUCAACACGGUACAUGAAUGAUCGCAACGUUUCUCAAACCACAACAAAUAGGCUGAAUUUGGAUUUGCUGCAGGUACCAAAAAUCAGCUCGUCAUCUGUUCACUUAUUUACUUCACUUGUUGGUAGACCUCCGCCAAGAAACCUGAUGACAUCACAUGACAGCGUAACGUUACUGACUGAAGUAACCAUCAUUAGGAAAGCAGCGUCGUCUUUGGUUCGUGCGAAGCCAUCAAUUGGAAAUGCCGAAAACCAUAUUAAUGUUUCAAGCACAGUUUUGAGGCCAUCUGUAUCUACGACUAGUUCAAGAACUGCUUCAGCUGUUGUUGGCGUCCCUCAAUCAGUCAGUAAUCAUCACACGUACAACAAGACACAUCAUGGUGAGCGUAGUGAGGAAUUCACGUUUGUGACAUUUCGUAGUGGAAUGGAGGCUGGUGUUUUCACCGAUAGGGGCAAGGUGAAAAAUAUGGAGUCAUGCGUAGAACGCUGCUAUAACCAUCCAUCGUGUCACGUGGCAUUCAUGGUAGGAAAUAACUGUUAUUCCAUACACUGUUACAGUCAAAAAACGUGCGAAAUUCUGCCCGUCCAGUCUCCUAUAAUCAGCACACGUGUUGUCUAUCUCAAGGAUAGAAUGCUUAGAUUACCAUACAACACUACAACACAACCCAAAGCCUCUUCUUUAGUAACAGAUGAUAGGAAUUUCACCAUCAAGAACUGUGCCAAGAAUGUAACAGUUCUCAAGAACAUGACAUUUCUCGCUGGAAUGAGCGCUGGCAACUAUACCGAUUACGGAACUGUGGAUAGCAUCCAGGCCUGCUCGAACAUUUGCUGCUCUAAAAAAAUAUGCGAUGCGGCGUUCAUGAUUCUCAAUAACUGCUUUACAAUCGACUGCAUUAGUGACAAAGCCUGCCAUGCAAUUCCAUCAAGAUCACAUAAGGUAAACACAUCCAUUGUUUACUUUCGUAAGACUCUCUCUUCAGUGCGUUUUCAGCAAGUGCGCGUGGGGGUGCCUGAGGCUAAGAGUCAGCCACUCUGCCCCCUUCUUAGCGGUGUUCUCAAGGGAGUUACCUUCAACGGGGGAAUAAGAGCAGGCAACUUCACUGAUCAUGGAUUUGUCCAGGAAUUCUCUUCUUGCAUCGAGAAAUGCUGUAGUUCGAAGACUUGUGAUGUUGCGUUCAUGGUCGAAAAGAAUUGUUAUUCCGUCAAAUGUGCUGCAAACAAGAGACGCUGCCUUCCAGUAGUUGCAAGAUCGAAGAAAUUCAAAACGUUCAUGGCUGUAAAGAAAACAGGCGACUUUCCAAAAUUCUCUAUUCCAGCUGGGAGCAAUUCGACGUGUGCUCAAAGCGGGCCUACUCAAAACAAUUUUACAUUUCGCAGAGGUAUCAAGGCUGGAAACUUCACAGGUCGUGGUCAAGUAAAGAACAUGGACAGUUGCAUUCAGAAAUGUUGUAGCAGUCCUUCAUGCAGUGCUGCUUUCAUGAUAGGAAAACACUGUUACUCAGUCGUAUGCUCCUCCGCGAAAGACUGCGAGACAGUGCUGGCAAAGAAGACAAACCUCAUUACGUCUAUUGCUUUUGUGAAUAGAGAGAGGGAGAAGGACAAAGCUGAAGAAAUUGAGUCAAAUCAACGAACGACAUUUACAAGAAGCAUUCUAGGGGGCCAUUGCGAUGUCACUGAUGUGCAGCAUAAUGUAAAUAUUACUGGAGGAUGGAGAGCAGGAAAAUUUCUCCGAAUUUCUGAUAUCAAGGACAUGAAAAAAUGCACGGAAGCUUGCUGCGAUUAUCAUGGAUGUGGUGCUGCCAUGUUCAUCGAUAAAUACUGCUACAACUUAAUCUGUUUUAAGCAGCGAGGCUGUCAGCUGAUUGGGUCAAAAGAAGCCUUUAUGAUUGACAAAUUUGUCGCGGUACGCAAGAACGUGGGCCAUGUCCUGUCACCUUUCAAGAAAGCGCAAAUUGCUACGCUCACUGCGUUUAAAGAGCAUAUGAAUCACUCCUCGUUCAAGCAAGAAGUCCGCAACGCAAACAAAAUUCGAAACCGAUCGACGAUUUUUAACUUGGAGACACCUGAGAAGACAAGAAAUGGGGAUGACCUACACAAACUGUCACGCUCCGUGAUGCAAUCUCUAUCCAUCCAGCCCACACGUACGCGCUUUUUAACCAAAAGCGAAGGUCUUGAUAAAACAGUUUUCAAUUCAAACGCCAAGAAACAUGAAAUUCCCUUCUAUAUCUCUUCAAAAGUUAAAGACCGCUCUCUGAUUCCGUCAUUGUUGAGGACACCUCAUUCUCAUAUAAAAUCAUCCGCUGCAAGUUUGCAUGAUAGCCCAAGCAUCGCAGUUAGACAUACGUCAUCUAUCUCCGUUACAAAGCAGCUGACCAACGUUCAAGAUAAGACGCAAAGUGUAGGCACGUUAAAGAUCUCAAACUCUAAGACAUUAUCACCGCUAAUAACAGACACUCCUGCCAUGUUUAAUCCUUCUUCAUCCACAAGCAAAGAAUAUAAGUUGCCAAGGCAGUCACUCAGUUUGGACACGCCAUUCACAACUUCCAGCAAUUUUACAGAAGAAGUUUCUGUUUCUAGCGCAAGUUCUGCGAUUAGUGAGGAUGGAAUCAACGUAACUGCAGUGCCACAAGAGGGGUACUCAUUCAAGAGCGAUUAUAGUCUACUAAAGGGAAAGGCUAAUCACAAAACAAAAAGGACAUACGCCUGUACCCAUACGUUUGUCUUUAACAAUGCAACUUUACGCGGUGGACUCAAAGCUGGAGAUGUCAAGAAUGAGGGUAAAGUGGAAGGAAUGGAGGAAUGCGUUGAGAUGUGUUGCAAAACACCAGAAUGUAACGUGGCGCUGCUGUUGAAGGAGAACUGCUAUAUUGUGGCCUGCUUUAACAAAGAGAGCUGCGAGGCCGUCCCUUCUAAGCAAACGAAAGGCAGAACGAAAGUCGCGUAUGUCGCGCGCAGUAAGGACGAAACAGAACUGAUUAAACAACUUAUCAGUCACACAGAAACAUCAAAAACUAACGUGUCAAGCGCCAAUAGAACUAAAGAUGGCAAACCAACAGGAAACAAAGAUUUUCAACCUGCAGAUGUUGCUAUUAGACAAGGAUCGUGCUUUAGAAGCCCCAUUUUGCGCGACGUUCGUUUUAAGCUUGGCAGACACGCUGGCGAUUUCAAAUCAGUUGGUUUAGUAAGGAAUGUUGACCGAUGUGUAGCGUUAUGCUGCAAGGAACGUGCGUGUAACGCAAUCUUCAUGUUGGGAUCACGUUGUCAUCUGGUUUCCUGUUCUAAUGAGCAAGAUUGCCAGACUGUUGAGGCAAAGUCGAAGUUUUACAAGCCCACGGUGGUUUAUUUAGCGAGGUCCAAGGUCGAAGUAGCAUACUUUUUCAAGCUGAUUCCAAAGGAGGCGCUCGGGAAAUAUCAAGACAACGCGACUCUUGCUGUGAACGCGUCAACUGAUGAGGAUGAGUCAGCAAUACGCAGAUCACAACUGGAACGCCCAGAGUGGAAUACAAGCGUCGGUGUGUCGUAUUCCCAAAGGAGUAAUGCAAACGUCACAGCAGCAUCUGAACCUUCAAAUGCCUUUACUACUCUGGAGAACGUUACGCCAUCACUGAGCAGCAUGAGUGUUCCAGUAAUACCACAGUCUACACCGCAAUCAUCAAAUAUCGUCUCCCCUCCGGAAACAAUGGCGGUGGUGUUAAGUAGUACGAAUGUCACAGCACCAGUAGCAGCAAUUCCACGACUGGAUUCAUCAAUUGCUGCCACUACUAUGAAAAUCGUACCACCAUUAGCCAGUGUAGAGGUUACAACAAACCUUAAGCCAACACUGGAAUCUUCAAAUGCCUUCGCUCUUCCUCAAGAACUCUCAAGAUCAUUUAGUAUUUUGAAUGUUACACACACGUUGACAUCAUCAACAACGCUAACGACACCAAAAGUCUUUUCAUCUCCACAAGAACAUAGGUUAUCACUUUAUCAGCAUGGUGUGGCAACGUCAAACUCAAACACGAAAUCUGUUACAACGUCGCUUUUAAAUACUUCACGUUCUCCUGUUCUUCCAUCUAAUGUUACUAACAUGCCUUUGAAGCCAUUAACGAUCACUACCAUAGAGAGACGUGGAAACGAGAGCAGUGAACCGAAGACUCACACCAGGUCUGGGCUAUCAGCAAAACACUAUUUGUCACAGGAGAACGCGAUAGAAGAGAAACCUACUAUGGCUAACACAACUGCAACUCCUACUCCUGGUGUGAAAUCCUCCAUUCAAGCACAGUUAAAAAUGGUAGUGACAGACAUCACGAAAUCAACAGAUACCGUAAGUCAGCUUAGAGAAUCUAUAACACGACUGAAUAUAAGUCGAAUAAAAUCCCCAGUGGCUCAAUUUGAGGCCAGCAAGAUUCGGUCAUCUGCAAGAUUAACGCCAAAGAUUUCAAGUGUACAGGAGACCCUUGAGCGCAGCAGAUCAGACGAGACAAUCGCAACAGCACACUUUGCAAAGAAAGAAGAUGUGGAUAUAAUGAUAACGAAAGUAGAUAAGAUGACUUCAACUAAUCCGCGUGCUAGUUCUGUUUUUGGCUCAAAUUAUGAUUAUUCUACGGCAAAUUUUGCCGCCUCGCAUCCAACGCCAGCCCCAGCAAGAACAGAAGUUGAAACCUUUCCCGCGAGUCUUGCUCGACACAGGUCCACGGUUUCUCUGCAAAGCGGCUUACGAACCUUAACAGCUGCUCAUCAACAAAAUGGAAAUAUCAAUGAAUCCUGGCGCCACAUAUCUCAAGCUGACAGCACAACAAUGGUUGAUACCUCAGACGUACCAUCUGGAAAACUACAAACCAAUUCGAGUGUCUCUAUCAUCGUGCACAGUAACAAAUCCAGUGAUGUAACUUCUAUUGAGAACAAGACGUCCGGCAUAGAACCAACAAGACGGCACUUUGUCAACGAACACAAGAGGGGUGACAUUGCAAUGUUGAGGAACUCAGCGUUUCAGAAAUCUCCCGGGAUACUAUCACAUUUACUGAUUCCGUCUUCAUUUGUGUCUCAAAUCAAUGCUACACCUGGAACGGGUAAACAGCAAGUAAUGACAGUGAAUCAACCCAAGCUCGCAAAUCUGAAAAGUGUGUUCCAAUCAUCUAUAUUGUCGAUAAGUAACAAUAGUGAGAACACGUCAAUGGCACAGACAUUACUGCCGGGAGCCUCAGACAGUAAAGGUAUGGUGACGACUAGAUCCACAUUGAAUGGACCCCACUACAUUCAACCGUCACCCACCACCAGAGGGAGAAGAAGUUCUUCAACGAGCGAGUUAUUGUUAAGGGAAUCUCCCUCUAUAGGGCUCAGGGCUCAGAGAAUUUCAACAUCAGCUGUCCCUCUUUUGACGUCUUCAGAGGUUUUGUUUUCUUCAAUCCCCAUUCAAAGAUCAUUUACUCACAUGAUAUCACCUAGUCGUGGCGCUGAGGUAUACCCCACACCUACAAGUCACACCCUUGAAAUAACGAGAACCAAAUCAGCGUACGCACCAUCCUCUGCACGGCGAAUAAAUGCUACAACUAUUUCAUCUUCGCUAGCAUUGGCAUUAGGGCGCAUGAAGACACCUUUGCCAGCGUCAUCAAUCCAAUCAGUCUUGCCAAAGACAUCUCGAUUAAGUUCCACUUUGUCGACGUUACUUUACCUAAGUGAUGUCGUGACUGCAGUAAAGCCUACCACAACAGGUUCCAAACUACUUAAGGGAACGAACGCGGUUGACGAUCCCCGUCUCAUAUUGACAGCUCCGCACAUACCCUAUACGCUUCACUCGCCCCCAGUUAGCAGAAUCAAGAAAAUAUCUUACACAUCAGAGGGACUUAUAGCUACAAAAGUUGUCUUGUCAUCAAGUGCUGAAACAAAGUCUCCACUUAGUACAUCUAACAACAGUCUUCUAUCAAGCACAACAAGAACGAUUCCACUGCCAACAAGUUCUUUCAAACUAAGUUCGGAAGUAGCUUCAAAGUCAAUGGUUCGUUCAAGAGGAAAUUUCCGAACCUCUUCAUCUGUUCAGCCAUAUCUAUCGACGACUACAAAUGCCUCAGCAAAGCUAAGUAUUUCCUCUGCAUCCCUUCCUCGAAACGUUUCAUUCCCUCCACAUUCACACAUAAAUGACUCAGCUGCGAACAAUAGCUCCAGAGGAGAGUUUGUUUCAAAAGAAACGGAUUAUUUGUCACAUACAGCCUCCCAGUUGCUCCAUCAUUCGAAACUAAUUAAGACUUCGCUCAAAGUGGAAAAAAGUGUAACAAUGCCACCCGGGAACCAAAACCAGACGUCGUCUUCCUUGCUAAAAGCCAAGGAUCUUCUUCAGUCACUUCAAGGUUUCAUCUCAAAUAUGGCGUCCAAGCGACAAGCAAUUCUGAGAAACGGAAAGACUCAAGACUCCGAGAAGCAGAACAUUUCUCAUGACAGUUACCAAGCCCACCAAAUUGACGAGAUUUUAAAAACAUUAAGUUCUGAUUUUCCGAAUAUACCUCAAAUAAAGGCGCUUAAUCAAUCCGUUUUGAUGUUAGUUUCCAACACCUCAAGAAAUGGAAGCGACUUUAUGUCGGUGAAAUCACUGCUUAAUAAUAUUCGAAACAUUCUCAGCCAUAGAGAAACAUUGCUCCACAGCACACCUCACUUACCAGCCAGAACCACCACCCAAAGUAUGUCUACUUCAAGCGUGCCAGUUGAAAAGAGGUUGAAUUUCUCUUCUGUCAAUAUAAAAGACAUGCCAGGAAGAACCAAGAGCAUUGUUCACGGGCCAAGCAGCCAGAUAUCAUCGAAGGUGACUGUAAAUUACAGAAAUGUGUCACUUGCUUUUCCACCAUCAAUCAGUAAAGCGGACAAUGCUUCUUCCCAGUUGCUUCAAGUUGCCUUCCCUAGUGAAGCAAAAACUCAACAUUCAUCUUCCGUUGAGUUGCAAAAACGUGUAGAAAUACCCUUCGCUGGCAGACUACUGGAACAAAUUAAAGUACUUCAAUAUUCAUCUAUGCUUAAACAGCGGCAUACACCAACAGAUUCGACACCAAUAGCCGGAGGUCUGCUAGAACAGAUCAGACCUCUUCAUAAAUCACCACAACAACCCUUACAUACCAUCUCAGCUAACUUAUCGCAGAUGUCUAGCGAAAGAGCUCCUUUAAUUACGAAACCUUUGGCAAGCAGAAGCUACACACGGGAAGCUGACAAGGAAAACCAAGAUAAAGCAACUUCCGUCGAAAAUUUGCAGCCCACAGUUGAACUGUCAAGUAUAAUAAGCAGUAAUAGCAAAGGUGUACUGCUAAGUACUUCAGUUACUGAACGUUCAGCUAAAUAUGCUAGCAGUAGAGAAAGGGAUAUUCACAGCAAGUCCCCAAAACAUGCUACAGGAGUCUCUUAUUCUAAAGCAUCUUUCACUUCACAAACUGCAUCUCCAUCGCCAAAGAGGGACCUUGAAAAACGAACAUCGCAUGUGAGACGCACAGGACCUGUGACAGUUAUCACAGCAAUCCCGUCAGUGAUCAUAAAGCCACUAGAAAUUGUACAUAGCAAGAUAUCAACACCUGUAUUAACUAACACGCCUGCUCCAAAACGUCUCGAGUCACUCACAUUGCUGCAAGGAAGUAGAGCGCUUCCAAAAGAAACGAGUCAAACAGUUAAAACUACUCUCGAUCACAGUACAACGAUCCGUUUUCCCUCAACUAAAUCAGAUUCAACAGAGAAAACGUCGCACAAGGAAAAGAAUAGCAUGUUUGGAUAUUUUGCUAAGCUACUCAAAAGCAUCAAAGAUAUUUUAACUAAAAAGAACUCCAGGCCUGGUCGUGAGUCUAAUGCCACGUCAGUGUGGAAUGGACCGACCCCGUCCUAUCAGCACGUUACAAAAGCGACAUCUGUUUCAUCAGGUCUGAGGUCUGCACUUGCAGCACUAUUCAUUACACCUCAGCAAUCCGUUGUCACGUCAAUUGCUUCGAGUGUAACGCCAACGAAACCAAGUUCAUUGCAACUCCUGACUUCCAGAGCCUUGGAUAUUUCACUAGCGAUGCAGCCCUUGCAUCAAGUUGCUUUAAACGUCACCGGAAUUCGACAAGCGGCUUUGUGUGAACAUUCACCCUCCCAUGAGAACGCGACGAUGCGAGGUGGAAUAGACUCAGGUAUCUUCAAAGAGGUGGAAAUGGUAAAUAACGACGCCGAGUGCAUCAGUCAAUGUUGUUUUUCCAAGACAUGCGACGCCGCAUUUUUGCUGUCGAAUCGUUGCUUUCUUGUCACUUGUAGGAGCAAGACACUUUGCCAGAGCGUCCCAGCCAAGAAUGUCAAAUUCAGACCCAGAGUGAUCUACAUAGAGAAGCGAAUGGCGCUAGCCAAAGAGGAAAGAAAUCAGGAAUCAUUGAAACUCUCUCUUUCCCCGAGUCCAAGGUUUGAAGCUUCCCUAACGAGCUUUCAGUUCAGCAGGUCAGUAAAAUCCAGUAUAAGUUUAAAUACACCACGAAUUAAGAGCCAUGGCGGAAAGGCUGUCUGUCAAUCUUCCGACAUUCAACAAAACGUGACUCUACGAGGUGGAAUAAAAAGCGGGCACUUCAAAGACCAAGGGACUGUUGAAAGUAUGCAAAAAUGUAUUGACCUGUGCUGCAGUGAGCGUAACUGCAGUGUUGCUUUUAUGCUUUUAAGCCGCUGUUUUUCAGUCUCUUGUUACAAUGAGACUUCUUGCAAUAGUAUUCCGGCGCGAAGUUUAAUUUUCCAGCCUCAGUUGGCCUAUUUAAGAAGAAAUGAUACUUCAAGAAGUACAUUGAACAAUCAUUUCGCAACAGUUGCAAUUUCUAAAACAAAAACUUCGGUCAUGGUGUUCUCUUCAUCGAGUGAACUAGGAGGAACGGAAAGCAAAAAAAGCUUGGCUCGUUUCCAUGACAACUGUCGCUAUAGUAACUCGGAGAUUCACGUAACCCUUCGAGGAGGACUGAACGCAGGAUCAUUUUUGGACUCUGGUGUAGUUGAUAACAUUACGGAAUGCGUCGAUAACUGUUGCCAGGCGACCAAAUGUGACGUUGCCUUCAUGAUCGUGAAGAGAUGUUUUUUGGUAACGUGCUAUAGUUCCAGCCUGUGUCAGAGCAUUCCUGCGCGAAAUUCCGGCUACUUCACCGAGAUUGUGCACAUAGCACGAGACGAGAACGCUGUUGUUCGAGAUCUUCUAGCAAGACUCGUGCAACCAUCAUCGCCGCCUGUCAAGAUGAAAAGCGUUGUUUCAAGUUCGGUGGAAACCUCCACAUUCCGUGUUAAUCUUCUCAACUCCAGUAGCUCGCUAUUUCUCAAUAGCACCACAGGUGGCUCCAUUAGUAAACUCUUGACACUGAGAGGCCAUUUUACUGGUUUCUACAGCGGAUCAAGUUUGCCCUCAAGGCCACCCGCUGUACCUGCUUUUAGGGCGGUAAUCAAAUCUGCGAUUGCACCGCUAAACGUCAACAAACAAGGAAUAGUUGCACUGAUUCAAACGAUAAGUAUGUCAACACGUCCAUUGAGCACUCGUCAUGUACUCGAUCAGAACAUUACGCCAUCUUCAGUGAAGCUUAAUUCACCAUCAAGCUCGCAAUGGCCUGAAACUGUCGGAGAUGGAAAUAUACAAGGAAAACAACUGGAAACUGUAGAGUUUUCGAAAGAUGAAACAUGUCAAAGCACAGCUGUUUUUUACAAUGCAACCAUGCGUGGAGGAAUUAAUGCUGGCGUUUUCAAGGACCAAGGGACCGUGCAAAAUAUGCGGAAAUGUAUUGAGCAAUGUUGCCGAUGGCAGUUCUGUAGUGUAGCGUUUAUGCUUUUGACUCGUUGUUAUAUAAUUGCCUGCUACAAUGAUCACUUGUGCGAUCCUGUUACAGCCAGAAAUGUGACUUUCACACCUCGCAUUGCUUUUGUUUCUCGUGUGCGGAGAGAUCAUGGCAAUUUUAGUAGAAUUUUAGAAAACAUCCCAACACCUACCUUGUCAGUCUACCAGAAGUCACACCUUAAAACAUCAACAGGAGGGACAAAUUUCACAACAGCCAAAGUUUAUUCAAACAAAGCAUUAUUUCCGUCUACAUUGACUAACGCAGCACCACAGCUGCCAAGUUCGCUGGCAAUUAAACCUUCGCCAUCUCAAUCGUCGUUUUCUAAAGUGUUUUCGUCUCGACCUGUAUUGCGUCAUAAUUGCACCAACAGCGAACAAAAACACAAUGUAACACUUCGCGGCGGGCUAAGUGCAGGGCAUUUCAAAGACAGGGGUAAAGUCGCCGAUAUGGAAAAGUGUGUCGACUUUUGUUGCAAAGAAGACCAUUGUGAUGUUGCGCUGAUGCUUUUGGAAAACUGUUUUACGGUCAUCUGUCACAACAAACGCCUUUGUGAGAGCGUACCUGCCAAGACUGGACGGUACAAGUCAAGAAUAGUUUACGUUGGGAAGAAUCGUAGUGAUAAAUCCACCCAGCUGGUAACGCAUAAAUUAACAAAGACAAUCUCCUUACUAGAUGCCGCUUUGCCGGCUAUGGGAGAAAAUAAUGAAACUGAGACUUGGCAAAAUAGAAAGAAAACCACUGUCUCUGAGAGAACUCGUAGUUUUGAGUCUCAACAACUUACGCAACUCUUAUUUUCUCCACCGUUUGAGGAGGUCGACCAAACGAGUAACAUCUCGAAGAUAGAAAAUUUGACUUCUACCGAACAUUCCACAAAUCAAAGUGAAACAAAUAAAGAACAUGAGAGUUUGAUACUUCAAAAAAAAUUACAUAAAAACGCAAAAACUAAAACAUUUUACGCUACGGCGUCACAACGCAAACAACAUCACCUGAUUUCAGCAUCUGUAUCAUCAGGUCAUAACACUAGCUUGCUAUUUUCGUCAACCAUAAGGCUGAACGCAAGCGUCUGGGCUCUUCCUGAGCCAGGUAAAUCGGCCAUAAAAAGGGGUGGAAAGUCAGGACACAAAUCUGGGCUAACGUCGACUUUUACGAACCCCUCACAACACUCAUUUCCUCAACCUUCCUCUUGUCUCAGCAGCCCGAUCUCUUACAAUGUUACGCUACGCAACGGUAUCCGAUCGGGCUAUUUUAGAGACCAGGGGAGGGUUGAGAAUAAUGGCGCGUGUAUACAAAAGUGCUGCGGCGCUGAGGACUGUGAUGUGGCUUUCUUGCUCAAGCAAAGGUGCUACCUCGUCACGUGCUACACUAAGAAGGGAUGCGAGACAGUUCCAGCCAGACACAGCUUAUUCAGACCACGUGUUUCUCACGUGCAGCGGACCAAUGUUUCCCAACUGAUGUCGUUCAUGGACGAGCAGGAUGAUGCUUAUUCAUCUGGGAAGACAGCUUCUAUCCAGUCUCGCAGCAGUACUCGAACUCAUUUUAUUACACCGUCUUCGACCCUCCCCGCUCCAGUUAACUCACUUGAUAGUAGUAGUAUACAUAAAACAGAAACAAAGGCGUCACCAACUCACAAGGCACAGGCAUCUCCAGCUCACCACAGUGGAACGAAACAUCACAAACUAAAGACUGGUAAAAAUAAACACAGAUCUGGUAACCUAGAAACGCAAAAGAGGUCGCAGCACGUGACAGUAGCACCUGAGCUAAAGAAGAGGAAAUCGAUGAAGUCAACAAAGAGUCGACGCGCCAGACAUAAACCUAAACCAAAGGAGACAAAGAGUGAAUCAUCAAGAGCCAAAAUGCAACAUUUUCAGUUACAAAUGGUGGAGAAAAAAGAUCAGAAAUUGUCCCAUAGUGACUUGAAUCAGUUAUUCCAUCUUAUGAAGCCCACGAAACGAGUGAACAAUGCUCACAGCAUGUCAGAUGUUGGACCACAGGAGACGAAUUCUGACAGCUUAAAAAAGACAACACAACCAGACAAAAUAUCCCUCAAGGACGGAGCUAUAGCGUCAUCGUUUAACUUUCCAACAGUUAUAACGACGGCCCCAACUCCUUCCGCUUCGAAACAGGACAGUUCUCGAAAAGCAGUGGCUGCAGGUUUUGACCAUAGGACAUCUAAAAAGAAAAACGAAGCUACUAGUUUACACAGAAAGUCAUCUGCGUCCACUCACAAAGGAGCGACUAAGCAGCGUACUAGGCCUUCUUUGGCAGCAACAAAGCCACAUUCAAGAAGUCACAAGUCUCAAACCACAGUAACAGGUCGUCUUGAUUUUGCUACCCAAGUUAAGGCUCUUCUUGAAAAAGAAGGCGACAAUAAGGAACAUUUUGAACAAACCAAAAAGGCAAAGUUUAGCCGAAAGACAACGACUAAGCAAAAAGCUACUUUUAUGAACACUAAAGAAUUUCACGAUUACACUACAACAUCAACUACGUCACGUCUAACAGCACCAACCCGAACAAGGUUACGUUUAAAUACACCGCGGCAACCUACUGUACUGCCACCGAAAGUUUCAUCGCAUCGUGGAAGUAAAUUCCGUGAAACGAAAUCAACUGUACCCUCCUUGCCGACACAAGUUCCCGAUCUUCGGGUCUCAAGUUGUGCAACAGGCCAUGUGGAAUAUAAUCAAACAUUACGGGGUGGGUUGUCUUCAGGUUUGUUUCAUGAGGUAGGCAAAGUGACAGAUAUUCGGGGAUGCUCACAGCACUGUUGUUCCAGUCCCAUAUGUGAUUUAGCCUUCAUGGUACUGAACCACUGCUUUUUGGUCACCUGUUCAAGUUCCAACCCUCACAUGUGCGAUAGCACGCCAGCCUUGGCUACGAACUUUAAUCCGAUGAUCUCUCGUGUAUCGCGAAGUGGGAGCAAAGACAAUAAAGAUCAGCCGAUGAAAACUGCGUCGGACAGAAACAACAAACCAACCCCCACUGUAAAGCCACUUGCAACACCACCUAAGUUGCCAAGGCAACCAGAAAUGGAAGCGCCGGUACCUGCUAGUAACGUAACCAACCAGUCAACUGCCGAGAAUCAAGCAAAUUCAUCUACGUCACCUGCUAACUCGUCACGGAGACACCCUGAAGCUAAAGAGAGUAGUGCAAUGCCUGUUUCUGCAUCUGAAAUGCUACCAUCCCCUCCAGGCUGCAUUUCCUCUUUAACGGAGCACAAUGUUACACUAAGAGGGGGUCUUCAUGCCGGAAAAUUCACAGACGCGGGUAAAGUGGACGGGUCUUACACUUGUACCGAGCUGUGUUGCAAGGCAGAUAACUGUGAUGUAGCAUUUUUCGCUUUUCAUCGCUGUUUCCUUGUCAACUGUUUCGAUGAGUACCUUUGUACUUCCACGCCCUCGUUGCUGCCGAACUUCAAUCCAACUCUGGUUCACGUGUACCGCCAUCAUUCAAAACCAACGCCAAAGCCAUCAACGACUUUACCACCAAUCAACUAUGUGUUGCAGCAAAUCGAAGAUGAAACGAAAACAAAAUCAAAUAGCAAGAAUAAAACUUGUGCCCAUUCUGAAGUUUAUGAAGAAGUCACGCUUAGGAAAGGCUACAAAGCUGGAAAGUUCACCUCUCAUGGUAAAAUCAAUUCUACAGAUCAGUGCGUCGACUUCUGUUGUAGACAGUCUGGUUGUGACUUGAUUUUCAUGUUUCUAAACAACUGUUUCACAGUUUCCUGUUCCAGUGGAGUCGCGUGCGAGAUCGUAUCAGCGAGACAAUCCAGGUUUAAACCUAGGGUUGUUUAUUUGAUUAAAAAUAACUCCACCAAGCUGAUUAAACCAUCAGAAUUGAAUUCUUCUCUCUCUGAUCCGAAAUCUUUCGUCGGAAAGCAGCCUGUGAAUGCCGUGCAUUAUAAGGAACUGCUAUCGGAUAAGAAUAAUGGGGGAUCGUACAAGAAGGACUUCAGCCAAAUGAGCAAUGACACCGAAACAAUAGAUGAAGAGUUCACGGAAGUUCCUGAUAACAAAAUAACGUCGCGCACUGUCAUCAAUACGGCGGGAAAAGUUAACUCACAACAUCUGAAACACAACGUUAGCGAACGUAUCGUGGGAAAAGAGCCUUUAGAUACCUUGCAAAAUAAGGUGUUGCGACUGAGUGAGAGAAAUCAAGAAUCUUACAAAAAGAACUUCACCCAAAUGAACAAUGAUACCGAAACAGUGGAUGAAGAAUUUACGAAAGUUCCUGGCAACAAACUAACGUCUCGCACUGUAAUCAAUUCUGCGGUAAACGCUAGCUCACAGCGUCAAAAACACAACAUUAGUAACAAUUUAAUUGCUAAAUCCGAUAUUAAAACUACAAAACAACGCUUCAAGGACAACCAUCAACCGAAACUUGAAAGUGGUGAAAUGACCAAUCACAAGGAAAGCAGAACAGACGAAAAGAUGGACCUUGUGUUGAAUAAACUAACCAACGUCACAGAAGAGAAUAAACGCCUUGAAGGAGAGCUUCACGUUGUUAUGGCCAAACAGAAUAAGCGCCGUCAUAAAAGUAGAGUAACAUCCUCAGUUCCGGCUAGAGGAGAGCGUAUGAAAGAGAAGUCACAGUCUUCAAAGAGUAUUGAAAAUAAACGGAUUAAGUAUAAAGAGAGGCGAAGAAUGGGUAGGUUAGGAUUCAGUGGUGACGGAUCCGGAAUGGACUCCUCAGCUCGGAAAAGGGUAGUCAUUGUGGAUACAGACAGACCUCCAGUGUUUCCGCCAACAGAUGAGCAUAACAUCGAGGAACACAGUAUACAUGCAUUCCGGAGGAAAACGUAUCAAAAAGAUCAUCACUUGAGAAAAUCUGGAAAGGUGACACCAGAGCAACGACCCCUAAAAAAGCAGCGUAACAAUACAAAGACAGGAUUAAAACACUGGGAUCCGACAAAUGAACACGAUAUCGAGGAACAUUCUAUUUAUAGCAUCAGCGAUGUAUCGGAAAGCAGGAGCGAAUCGAUGAAAAACCCGCACGUUAAGGUGGGAGAAGGUUCGGAGGUCAAGUACGGACAACCCGAAGAAGACACAGAUGAUCUCGAAUUGAACGACAUUCUGAAGCUGAAACCAAACAAUAAGCAUGCAAGGAGACCAGAGGAACCAGUGUGGAUAAGUUCCAGUGAUGAAAACAAAGACGACAGGGAAAGCUUCCAUGAACAAAUACCUCCUACUCAAAAAUGGCAUUUCAAGUUUAAUGACCGAACAAACAAGGAGCAUACCAAUGAGGAUGAAUUCCACAUUGAACAUCAAGAUAAAUCAAUUGCAAGGUUGGCUGAUAAAAACGUUUGGAUGAACACAAGAAAUGAAGAUAUAGAUCAUAAGGAAAGUUUCCAUGAAGAAAUAUUUCCAACACAUAAAGCGCACUUCCAGUUGGAUAGCCAGAAAGGCCUCGGACAUACCAGUGAGGAUGAAUUCCACGUUAAACAUCAAUAUAACUCUAAGUUGGCUGAUAAACAUGUUUGGAUUAACACAAGAAAUGAAGAUAUCGAUAACAUGGAAAGUUUCCAUGACCAAAUAGCUCCAACACACAAAUCGCAUUUCCAGCUGGAUGGCCAGAGAGGCCUCGAACAUGCCAGUGAGGAAGAGUUCCACAUCCAUGAUCCAACUUCGCCUGCAAAACAUAUGUGGAUGAGCUCGACGAAUAAAAACAAAGACCGUUUGGAAAACUUUGAUGAACAAAUAGCUCCAACUCACAGAUCCCAUUUCCAGUUGGACAAACAGAAAGAGAGGAUGAGAGAGGAUGAAUUCGACAUUGAUGGCAACGAUAAGUCAGAGGAUUCCGAAAGCCAUGUCUGGGUUAGUUCGAGAGACAGAAAUGAAGACCAUUUGGGAAGCUUUCAUGAUCAAAUAGCUCCCACCCAUAAAUCCAAUUUUCAAUUUGAGAACCAGAGAAUUAACAAAAAUUCCAGAGAGGACAAACGGCACAAAGAACAACAAGAUAAGCCAGAUGUGUCUCAACAGCAUGUGUGGAAGAGUACUAGGAAUAGAAAUGAAGAUCGCCUAAAAAGCUUUGAUGACCAAAUAGCUUCUACUCAUAAAUCCACCUUCCAGUUGGAUAAACAGCGAGAAAACCAGAAUACCAAAGAGGAUGACUUCGACAUUGAAACCCAUUAUAGACCAGAGGAACCCCAAAGGCAUACAUCGAUUGGUUCGCGAAAUAAGAAUGAAGACCAGCCGGGAAGCUUUAAUGAACAAGUAGCUCCUACUCAUAUAUCGCAUUUCCAGUUAGAUAAAUCGGGAGAUAACUAUCAUUCUAACGACUACGAUUUUCAUCUUGAAGACAACGUUGAGCCGCAAGAUUCUGAGAAACAUGUGGGGGAAAGUUCGAGAAAUCGAAGCAAAGAUCACAUGGAAAUGGUAAACGUUCCUGAACCAACUGUGCCUUCUCAUACAUCUAGAUUCCAAUUUGAUAAUCAGGGGAAGACCAAGCAUAUCAACAGAGAUGAAUUUCACAUUAAACAGCAACACAAACCAUCUGUACAUGAAGUGGCUGGCGCUGAGCCAAAAGACCAACAUGACAACGAGCGCCCGGAAAUGUUGUCUCAAAAUGUCUCAAAGGAGCCUGAAACUGACUUCACAAUGUCGAACUCCUCUGAGCCUGCUUUGUCAGAGUUUGUCGAGUCAGAAAAGAACACUGGGACAUCUCAAGUGGGGCAUGGCGCUGAGGGACCUGUUUUUGCGAAGGAAGACUUUGCUAAAGGACAUAAAAGGGUACCACAUGGUCAUAACGAUGGUAGCAAUAGCAAGCCAAUUGAGGAGAUGGCUUUGACGGAAAAACCCUUAGAUAUUUCUACCUCCUCAUCUGUGACCGAGCACACAGGAAAUGGGCAUAAAACAUUGACUCUUCCCGAUCGAAAGCAAGAAAACAAUAGUCAUGAAAAACCAGACCUCGACGCGAUCUAUAACAAAAUAAACAACAUCUACAAUCGCCUGCAGGAUCUUUUUGACGCACAGUCUCGAAGAGAACGAAAUACGACCCGUUCCUCUCGUAAAACACGAGGAAGGCUGGAUGGAGUAAGCGAAAACUCAAAGAGGCGUGAAGAAGGUAUACCGACGCCCCCAGUGUCAUCCCUGAGGCCUACAACUCUUCCUUCCAGGUUAACACCACCAACAAAGAGAGUACGAGUUGUCAAACAGUUUGUAACUGAUGACUUUGGAGGCUCUGGUGUGCCGCCACAUCGCCAUCGAGAUGCCCUCAUGGAUUACAUUAAAACCAUUUAUAAUCGUGUGCAGGAGUUAUACAAGAGGAAGCUGAAGACUCCACCUCCUAGCAAAAGAAGAAAGUUUCAUCAUGUUUUUGCCUCAAGGGACGACAGAAAACAAAGGAAAACCAGUAAGGGGAGAAGUCACACGAGGAAAGCGAAAAAUUACCAUCGUAAGAAAGUUGAAGAGGAAGCAGUCUUGAAAGAGAUGAAGCGGAUAUAUAAAAAUAUGAAGGAAAUGUACCAUCAGCAACGGAAAGCGCAGAAGAAAGCCAAAAUUAUCGCUCAAACCUCUGAAGGACAACAUCAACGGUCAUACAUUCCUUCACGUUAUGGUGCUCGUGAAAGUGAUGGUCGAACAGCUCCAACUGUGGAGAGUGCGAAACCGACAGGCCUGGUGGAGACUCUCGAGAGGCCAAUUUCACUGACCAGUAGUAUCGUAGGAGCUCGAGUUAAACCACAAGUUCAUAAGACCGACAGUGGACAUCGGCUUGCCCAUGAACCUCCAAGGCAACCUAGUGAUGAAGGUUAUCAGCGACACAAGCCGACAGAACCUAGCAAAGGUUACAAUGACUCGAUCAAGCAUGGCGGUAUUUUGGCUGAUAGCUUGGCUUCAAGACAUCCUACAGUUAACCAGUCAUUCAUUGACAGGAUAGUGGCAGAAAUCCAAGCGGAGCACCCGAUCAUUGGAAAGAAGAAAAAAAGCAAUAAAUCCGAUAACUUGCAACAGUUGAUUGACAAUGUGGCGGACAGCGUAGUAAAGCAAGUUACCGACGAGUUUACUGGAGAUAGGCACAAGCCAAGCAGGCGUGUUGAUGUGCCUAAACCACCGGUACAAACAAGCGCAUUGGCAUCGAAAGAUAGUGAAGAAAAUAUGCCACUCCUCAAUGACCAUCCGAGCGAAAAGCCUCGCGUAAAGGGUGCUGGUUUCCUGGAAAACGCUAUUAAAAAGUUGGCUAGUAAAGAUGAAGACCUCCCUCCUGAGAUAAUCGAUAGUGAUGAGAUAACUGGUGGUAUGUCUCCUGUGCCACUCCCUGAGGAUGUCAAACCAUCAUCCAUGAUAUCCCCUGCACAGGAAUCACACUCCUCGUUCUCCUACGCCGCACGGGAGAAGGAUCCCCUGCGAAGGCCGCAACCCGAGAACCCAGGAAAACAGGAAAUACGGGAGAUGUACAAGUUCAGACAUAGGUUGAAGAAAAAGAAGCCGGUGGUAGAAAAGGGGUUGAAAAAGCUUACCAUUCCUGCGACUACUGAGGGUAACGUAGAAUACCUCGUGCUUCACAUGGGCUUCGAAAACAUCGAAAAUCGUACAGCUCUUGACAGUUCUGGGCAUGACAACAACGCUGUUCUUAGCGCAGAGGUGCGCCUGUCAGUUACUGAAUCCAAAUGUGGUUCUGCUCUGAGCAUGGGCGGUGGGCGCCUUCUCUUUACCCAUUUCAACAGCCGUCCACGAGAGGCUAUCACAAUCGCUUUGUGGCUAAAGCUCGAUUCAGUCUCCGGGACAGCUACUCUGUUCAAAACGACCGGGUCUGGAGCCAAGUACCACUUGAAAGUCGCUGAUGGUAUCAUUUAUUGGUCUCAUGUUGAUGACUUGGGUCACGUGAUUUUCAGCAUGGAAACGAGGCAGACGGUGGACUCGCUUGAUUGGGUACAUGUCAGUGCAACUUACGACGCGCACAUCAAUAUGAGCAAGAUCAUCCUGAAUGGAGCUGUUCUUGACGAGAAGGAAGGAUACGGGUUACUUUCGCAGAACUGGGACGGGGAAGUUGGAAUUGGAAUUACCGAAGGCAUCCGAGGACUUAUUGAUGAGUUUUACAUGUAUAAUCAUGCACUUGCUGCUUCGGAUCUCAGUGAUCUGUCGGAAGAGUGCAAUCCUGGAGCAGGAGGAGCCAUUCCUCUCAAGGAAGGAAGUUAUGAUGGGCUCAUACCCGAGGAAAUGAUCGAAGAUGCGACACUGUUGCUGCAUCCAAAUGCCACAACAACUAAACAGCUAAACGCAGCUCCUACUACACAAACUACACAAGGCACGACCCCUUCGACAAGCUCGUCAACGAAACCUGUUCCGCCUACUUCGCCAACCACGGCACCUACUACUACUGCUACCACGUCUACAGCAAAAUCAACCACCUUGUCUACUAAACCAGUGGUACCAAGCAAGCCUUCAUUUACCACUCCAUAUAAACCGACACUUCAAGUACCAGCUGCUGCGACCCUUAGUAGAAAUGGCGGCGUGGGUAGCGUUCCUUCCACGAUCACCUUACAUGACGAACCCAACUGCCAGCAAGGGAUGUUCUACUUCAACAGUGAGUUACGAGGUGGCAUGGACGCGGGGCUCUUUAUAGACCUGGGCCGAGUAAAAGGCACCUCUGGUUGCCUGAAAUUUUGUUGUGAAAUCGAGUCAUGUGACCUUGUUUUCAUGAAACGUGAUAGCUGUUACGCCGUGGAUUGUUUCAAUAGCCACCUGUGCGAGCCCGUGGCAGCGGUCCCGUACAGGAGUGACAUGCCCAGUGUUUACUACGUCACGAGAAGUGGCAAAUCCAUAUUGGAUGAAAAACUGAAAAAGUUGGAAACUCGACCAACAACGCGUCCAACAACAAAACAACCAACUGCACAGCCGCCACCAACCAUCAUAACACCAAGUGAGAUGUUCCUUCCUUACCAGAAAAUCUCAACACCACCCACCUACGCCUCGCCGAUCACAAAACGUUUCUGCGCUCAAGGAAUGUUCUUCUACGACGUGAAACUUCGGGAUGGCUGGAAUGCAGGCAUGCUUCUGCAAGCGACGCACGUUGAUAGCAUGACAGAAUGUAUUCAGUUAUGUUGUGACGAGCCUGCCUGUGAUUUUGUUAUGCUGAAGGAAAGAAAGUGUAACACAGUGCGGUGCAAAGGAGGCGACACAUGUACCGUGGAGGAAGGAGGCAAUUACCAGAUCUCGUUUGUCAGUAGACAAGAUAUGGUCGAGGAUGAAACUAAAUCUAGACCGACCCCCACGCCUCUUCCCCUCAGUCCUUUGGGUGGCAACAUUGAUGGCCUGCCGGCGAACCACCUCCGCUAUCUCUCGUUAUACCUUGGAUUUGAUCACGUGAUCGGCUCCGUGGCGGUGGAUGGAUCUGGGCUUAACAACGAUGCGAGAUUAACGAAAGGCACUGAAGUAACACGGCUUGGUAAGCGAGGAUUCGACAUUAGAUUGAAUGGAGGAGACGUGCUACUUGACGGCGAACACUUCCGAGAAAAACCACGCGAGGCCGUCAGCAUUGCGCUAUGGGUUAAACUCUGGAGGACUGGUGGAGUGCAUUCCAUGUUUGACACAAUCGGUGGACACUCGAUUCACAGCAAAGGACAGUACCACUUUGAAGUGUACAAUGGGCGGCUUAGAUGGUUCCAUCGAAACGAAUACGCUAAAGAAGUCUUCAACGUCAGGACCUCGCCAGUUCUGCAGCCCAACCUUUGGUACCACGUGGUUGGCACGUACGAUUCGCGCACGCACAUGGUCAGAGUGUUUGUGAAUGGUGACUUGGUUGGGGAGGGUCAUGGUAGCGGUAUGCUAUCCCUAGACUGGGAGGCAAAGGCAGGAUUUGGCUCUCAUUCCGGACGCAGGAUUUUACUCGGCUAUCUUGACGAGAUUUACAUAUUUAGACGCGCGCUUCUAGAGAAGGAGAUCGACAGAUAUCUGGAGAAUCCGAAUAGAGACUCUCUACUUCAGCCAGAUUCAGAUGGUACCUACACGGAAAGUUACACCGACGAUCCUUCAGAGGACGAUAGCUUCUCAGAUAUCAACACCGACACAGUUUGGUUUUCGCGACCGACGAAUCGCUUAACAAACUAUCCCCUCCCACGCGUUUCGAACAACACCACGACCUACAUGGAUCAAGAGCAGAAGCCGACUGCUGUUGUGAGUGCCGAGAGAGCAAAACCAACACAAGGGCAAGCUACACAAACACCAACGGUUAAAUCACCGCAAACAACAGAAACGACAACGCAGUCUACAACGCCACCCACCACUCUAAAAGCCACAACGACGAUUAAAACAACGGCCAUGCCGUCCAAGGUAACCAGCACAGCAAAGGAAAACUUCAACUCAAUUUGCAGACUAGGUAACGUCUAUAGAAACAGGGAUCUGGUUGGAGGAUUAGGUGCAGGAAACUUCACUGAUAAAGGAACAGUCGAUACCAUUGAGCAGUGUAUGAAGAUUUGCUGUGGAGUGCCGGAUUGCUCCGUGGCUUACAUGGUGGAAACUAAUUGCUUUGCCAUAACUUGCAAGGAAAAGGAACAGUGUAAGACAUUCAUGAAGGACCCAUCGGAAAACAGUCCGGUUAUAGGAUUUGUCGAUCGAAACCGACCAGAAGAAUCAACUCCACGCCCUUCUGCGACAGAGGAAACACAAGAACUACCAAAUCUUUCGGAGAACAACGUCCACGUUGAACCAGAUGCAGAUUCUAAAACCUUUUACACCUCGGAAGACGACAAGGAGUCUGCAAACAACUUGAUUGACCUUCUGUCCCCAAAGAAUCCCACUUCAAGUAUAACUUCUGAGCCUGUGGUAUCACGCUGUACCCACAGCAGACUAUAUCAUCACGUGACUUUGAUAGGUGGUUUACGCGCGGGAAACUUCUCACGGCUGGCAGAGCAUGUGGAUAUGGGCGAGUGCACCCGGAAGUGCUGUGCCCAGCGGUCAUGUAACUUGGCGAUCCUUAUGAGAGACACAUGUUUUGGGUUGCAUUGCUCUAGUCCAGAGCUUUGCAGUACCAGGCCUGCUCGUUUAAGAGGUUUCUCUCUCAAGAUAAUGUAUAUUUACAGGGAAGACUCCAAAGCUCAAGCAAAGGCUACUGCCAAAACGACAGAACCCUCGCUAGAAGACCUUCUUGGUGAAGUCAAACCUACUCAGUCCCCAACAACUGCGCCGUCUUUGAACACUAUGCUGGGAUUCCCUCGCAUGGGCACCAGUCAUGUGAUAACGCCUAAGCCUCCGACCGGGUGUUCUCAAGGACUGACAGUCAACAAUGUUAUUUUGAACGGCGGGAUGGGAGCUGGCGAGGUCGCUCAGUUCUCAGACGUGAGAGAUUUACAGCUUUGUAUCGAGAAGUGCUGCGUGAGUUCGAAGUGCCACUUGGCUUAUGUCAUACACGAGGUCUGUUACACUGUGAACUGCUUCAGUAGGGACCUCUGUCGAACAAGACCUAUUGAGAACACUGCUGUACACUCGGUUAUCUCAUACGUCAAGAGAACCGGCUUGGCAAUGUUCAGCAGCGCCGAGGAAGCAAGCGUUCAAAAUCUUCGAAACGCCGAUAUGCAGCCAACAAAGAAUCCAAUUAGUGCUGCCUUCACCACCAAAGAGCCAGGCAACAACACCAUCUGCCAGAAGGACAGAACGUUUUACAACGUACAGCUGAAGGGAGGAGAGAGCACUGGCGUAUUUACCGAGAGAGGCCUGGUAUCAGACAUCAGUCAGUGUGCAGGAAUAUGCUGCGGGGACCCGUCAUGUGACCUGGCUUACACGGAAGGUCAGCGGUGCUAUACAGUAAAAUGCUACAACCAAGAGGCUUGUCAACUCAUAGAGGCCAGUCCCCUCGCUGUUAAGACUGCCAUGGCGUACGUUAUCAGGUUGACGAACAAAUAUGUUAUUCAAGUGCCUCCACGAACAACUGACUCGAUGACAAGAAGACUAGAAACUACAAAGCUGGUGAUGUCGACAACUAAUAAACCAAUAAUACAUGGUGACCAUAGCAAAGAUGAAAUUUCCAAUGAUGCUAAUGAACGCGACAGCCAUCAGAAAGAAGAUAAUGGACACGAUGACUUACGACCCUAUCAUGUUCUUAAACAUAAUUUGCACAAGCAUCACCAUCACCUUAACAAAGUUGAAGGUAUGCAGUGUCCUGCCAGACGAUAUGGCUGUCAACACUACUGUGUUCAUCUGCCUGAUGGAGGCCAUCGCUGCAUGUGUCACCAUGGUUACAGUUUGGCGCCAAAUGGAAGAUAUUGUGAAGACGUUGACGAAUGUACUGACGACACGCAUGGCUGUGAACAUGACUGCAUUAAUAAUGACGGUAGCUACCGGUGUGAGUGCCGCAGUGGAUUUAUGCUGAGCAAAGACCGUAGACACUGCGACGAUCUUGACGAGUGCACCAUGGAAGUUCACAGCUGUUCUCACAUGUGCCAUAACACUCCUGGCAGCUACACAUGUUCAUGUAAAGAAGGUUAUCAACUCCAGGCUGAUGAGCUACAUUGUAUAGUGCCUCCACGAACAACUGACUCGAUGACAAGAAGACUAGAAACUACAAAGCUGGUGAUGUCGACAACUAAUAAACCAAUAAUACAUGGUGACCAUAGCAAAGAUGAAAUUUCCAAUGAUGCUAAUGAACGCGACAGCCAUCAGAAAGAAGAUAAUGGACACGAUGACUUACGACCCUAUCAUGUUCUUAAAAAUAAUUUGUACAAGCAUCACCAUCACCUUAACAAAGUUGAAGGUAUGCAGUGUCCUGCCAGACGAUAUGGCUGUCAACACUACUGUGUUCAUCUGCCUGAUGGAGGCCAUCGCUGCAUGUGUCACCAUGGUUACAGUUUGGCGCCAAAUGGAAGAUAUUGUGAAGACGUUGACGAAUGUACUGACGACACGCAUGGCUGUGAACAUGACUGCAUUAAUAAUGACGGUAGCUACCGGUGUGAGUGCCGCAGUGGAUUUAUGCUGAGCAAAGACCGUAGACACUGCGACGAUCUUGACGAGUGCACCAUGGAAGUUCACAGCUGUUCUCACAUGUGCCAUAACACUCCUGGCAGCUACACAUGUUCAUGUAAAGAAGGUUAUCAACUCCAGGCUGAUGAGCUACAUUGUAUAGUCAUCACAGAGGUGGGAUCUAAGAAGGAUCAAGAUCAUCCGUCUGUAGCCGGAUUAGAAAUUCCUACAACAAUAACCCAAGCCCCUAAAGAUGUAACGGUAACGCAGGGUGAAUCCGGGAUCUUUCAUUGCAAGGCGAGAGGUCAUCCAGCACCUCAUAUCGCUUGGGCAGCAGGGCCAAACGGUGACCAACCCAUCCCCUCUGAGAAGAGGUUCAAGAUCUUACCUAGUGGCUCCUUGGUAAUUGGUCACGUGAAUUUUACAGAUCAAGGCAUGUAUCGUUGCGUUGCGUCGAAUCCUGCGGGCAGUGCUACGGCAGCAGCAACUCUUAGUGUGACAGGUAAGGAACCGGUAAAACUGGUUACGAAAAUCUGGUGCGAACCAGACAAGCUCCUUUAAGAGAGGAAG